UGAUGUAAGGCUCUCAUAUGCCUUUCAUCAAAUGAUAACUAGAUAAUGGAGGGUAUGUGAACGAACACCGUACUGGUAUGCACAGGCGUGGUGCAGUUUCGGAAAAUGAUUUUGUCCAAUGGGCGAGUUGGGUUUCACGUCGCUAUCAGCAACAUACCAACAAUAUCACGGAGGGGGACAUCGGUCAUUCACACAUGGAUUCUGUACAAGGAGCAAUGGCCUACGUAUACAGUCUAAGACUUGUCGUCUUGCAGUGUUGGAUAUAUUACCUACAUGCAGCGGUGACAACAUUCUGCACACCUACAUUUGAUGGUCGGUACGGAGGAACGUUACUGAACUGUAGUGGGCUUCAUCUCAAGUCCGUGCCUGUAAAUCGGGGACGUAAUGUCACCAGCCUCGACUUGAGAAACAACCAGCUGCAGUCUCUGGAUAACAACAGCUUUAUUUCAUACCCCGACCUGAAAGGUCUCCAGUUGGACAACAACGUGAUAAAUCAUAUGGAUUCGGGGGCUUUUUCUGGGAUACAGGGCCUCGAGACACUAAGUAUGAAAUCGAAUAAAUUAAGAAUGGACACCAAUACCUAUCCAGAUGACAUCUUUGUCCCCCUAAUAAAUGUAAAGGAACUGCACUUGAAAGGGAACGAUGCAUAUGCCGUGGGUUUUACAAUGAUAUAUCCAGACAAGGCAUUCAGCAAACUUGUGAACCUUCAGUAUUUAUCCCUGGAUAGCUCAGCAAAGAUAGUAUUUAAAAGUGGAUUUGAGAAACUGAUAAAUCUUCGAACUCUUGUGCUUGGAUCAAGUGCAUUAUAUAAUGACAAAGAAAACAGUUGUAGUCUGAAGGAAAUAGCAAAUGACACAUUUAGUUCAUUUCGAUCAACAAAUCUCUCUACUCUUAUAUUGGAUCUAUGUAAUCUUUUUCAUAUUGAAACAUAUGCAUUUGAACCAUUGCAUAAUUUAUCGAUUCUUUCGAUGGAAGCUGUUGAUUGGUUAAAUCCUACUGCGGCAUUCAAGUCAUUGGCUGGUUUACGAGGAAGAAAUAUGACGCUCCUGAACAUGCGCCACGUAUUUGUCUCAGGGCAAAUGACACAGGAUGAACUGGCUAUGACAAUGCUAACAAAGGAGACAGUACAACACUUGGGUGAUAUUUGUGUUGAAGUGGUUGACAUAAGCGAUAAUCAAAUUUACUAUAUAGAAACCGCAGGUCUUUUCGAUUCACUUUUUUCGACUUGCAUCAAGCACUUUGAUUUAUCAGAUAACAGGCUCAUUGGACGAGUAUCAAUGUAUGACUUACAUAAAUUUUCGAAUUUGGUUUACAUGGAUAUCUCAGUGCAUGUGACGUCUCAAAAUAGAUUUACAUCCUCUGGCCUCUUGUCCUCGUCUUUAAGUCGUACUCCAGAUGGACAUUAUAACGUACAGCUCCCUAAAACCCUGCAGGCGUUCAAUAUCAGUAAUAUAAGCACAGUAGGAGAAGUGAAUGCAGGAAUUCGUUGCUGCAACUGCACCAGUUUGCGUGUGCUUGAUAUAUCAUUUUUAGAAAUGAAUUCAUUUAACUAUCCAUUGUUGGGCCUUGAGCAUCUCUCAGAAAUAAAUCUGUCGGGUAAUGAUAUUAGAAAUAUUAUGGGAGCAUUUUUUGAUACUUUUAGUGGGUUACGAAUUCUUAAGUUGAAUUAUGUGAAUGCUGACAGUCUUUUCCUCACAACAAAAGGCAAGUCACUAUUUAAGAAGCUAACAAAUCUCCAAAACAUACAUCUUACACAUUCAUCAAUAGACUUUUUGCCAAAUGACAUAUUUUCCGAAAACUCUGAUCUCAAACACAUCAAGCUAUCUAAUAACAAUUUCAAAGAUAUACCUUUCGAUCUCUCUCACUGUCCCAAACUGUCCUCACUUGAUAUGGCUUACAAUUCUAUUUCUACUCUAACUCCUCCCGAACGCGGUAUGCUGCAAACAUUGUUUCAGAACAAUAACAUGUCAUUGUACCUUCACGGCAAUAUACUAGCGUGCGGCUGUAGCAGCAUAGAUUUUAUUGAGUGGUUGCACAGUGCCCCCCUGAACCUUGACAGGGAUGAAUACGAAUGUGUUGCUGAGAAUGGAAGUCUUACGACGACACUGACUGUGUUCCUCAAUAGAACAAUGGUUUGGAGAAAAUGCAUUGGUAAACUACUUCUCUCUGUGACUUUGACAAUUACAAUGUUACUAGGCUUUGUACUGGUCUCGUCGAUUCUUGUUCAUAUGAACUGGACAAAGGUGCAACGAUACAUAAUCAAAGCAUUAGGACUUGUUAAUGAAGAACCGCAGGCGAAAAGAGAGGAUUUCCAUUAUGAUGCGUACAUUGGGAGUUCGGAAACGGACUGGAUCUACGUAUACGGGGAAAUGAGAGACAUGUUGGAAUUAAGGUUUGGAUUACGUCUUUUCUUGCAUCAUCGAGAUACUGUGCCUGGUGGAAAUAUCGCUGAAGACAUUAUUAACGGGAUACAUUCUAGCUGGAGAAUAGUCCUUGUCAUAUCUCAGGACUUUCUGGACGGAGACGAGGACGGGUGGACAAAAUUCAUCACUCGACGGAGUGUUUAUGCUUGCAACAACAUGGACAAUAGGAUCAUUGUCCUUCUUUUAGGCGAUGUGAAUAUUGGGGAUUUACCAGAGGACUUACUGGAAGUGGUGCCGGAAGAACACAUACUGGAGGUGGAGGAAGACUGUGACGCUUUUAACCCGGUGUAUGAACAAAUAAGAAUGUUAAUCAUGAACAGAUAAUUAAUUACCCUGGUAAUGUUUAUGGAUUCACCUGGACUGACGGUUUCAGCUGCGUUUCUUUUGUGUAUAUGUUGCUGCUUAUCUUGGGUAUGCGUUGAUUUUAUGAACAUUCAGGAUUUCAAAAUUAGUUGUAUGACAUGAUAAAUUGACCAGAUAUGAUAUAUUAUAGGAUAAAUUGUAAGAGAUGUUACAUUCUCUAAUCCAUAGUGAGUUCCUUUCCAAUAAAGGAGACAUGUAAUUUUAUUACAAUUUUUAACGGAUGUGAUCAAUCUGCAGAUGUAUGACAAGAGGGAACAUCUCGAGUUUCCUAUCGUGAAUUUCCCCUUCAUAUCGCGCAAAAUACUUACGUACUCCAGAGCAUGUACAUUUUAUUCAAAUGUCAUUGAAACACAUUUUGUUGGCCUGUAUCGGGUGGUCAGGCUUGGUGACUUUGGUGAUAGUGUGGCAUGGUGCCCUGACGACGUGGAUCAUUGCUUAUGAUACCAAUCACUGUCUUGUCUGGUCGUCGUAUGGCAGCAUUAUUAAUAAUUCCGAGUGCGGCAUAAGGCAACACGCAAACAUUGACUUUUCCGAACCCAGCCUGAUUAUUUUCUGAUUAUUAUUUUUUGGCUUUUGAAUUAAUCCGAUUGACAAUUCACUCAAAUGUGUCCACCUUUAUGCAAGUUUCAAAUUGAUAUUUGAAGAAAUCAUAUCAAAAGUGAUCAAAAUUGCUUAGUUAACCUAAAGCUACAGUGCCCUUUUGCUUAUUAGGUGUUGGCGGCGAUAUCAGAGGCACUGUAAUGUGUGCGAGUGUCUGGGUUGAGAUACUGUCUUGGCUGCUGCCUGACGUUCUCAAACGAGUGACAGUUGGUCCACGCCAUCUGAGAGUUUCCUACCCUACGCGACGAAUGGCACAGGCGUGAGAUGAUGUCAAGUUUGAAUAAACAAACCCCACUCAUUCUACCUAUGUUAUUAUUGUGCCAGUGCAUCGGAAUCACCUUAUGGAUGAAACAUCCCUGCACGUUUACAUACCCUGUGCUUGCAUCAGGAUUUGAGAAUACCUUCCAUGAAUGUAGAAUACGCUACAUGAUAUACAGUUGUUGUGACUGGUGGAUGAUUUCU
Haliotis rufescens (red abalone) is the source of this 3848-nucleotide messenger RNA. Its product is annotated as toll-like receptor 4. Lineage: Eukaryota; Metazoa; Mollusca; Gastropoda; Lepetellida; Haliotidae. The transcript is spliced from 2 exons. Gene Ontology annotation, cellular component: membrane. The record is from RefSeq and is a predicted model, not a curated record. Gene Ontology annotation, molecular function: transmembrane signaling receptor activity; protein binding. Gene Ontology annotation, biological process: immune response; toll-like receptor signaling pathway. The coding region runs from base 78 to 2747 and encodes 889 amino acids.